Sphenostylis stenocarpa is the source of this 1413-nucleotide messenger RNA. Lineage: Eukaryota; Viridiplantae; Streptophyta; Magnoliopsida; Fabales; Fabaceae. The record is from the annotation of a GenBank genome assembly.
AUGGCCGUGAAAGGAUCAACACAACGGUGGGACGUGAGAUUUGUUGGAGUGGUUUUCACAAUAACUCUUGUUUUAAUCUUAUCCUCUGCUUCUGUUUCGGUUUCUGCUAAUCAAAACCUAAACGACAAAAGCAUUGAUCCAACCACUGUUGAGACAAGGGAGAGUACUGGUUUUCUCUCUAAAGUUGUGAACUUUCUUUGGAACUCAUCUGGGUCAACAUAUCAGCAUACUUGGCCAGACAUUGAAUUUGGAUGGAGAAUUGUGACGGGGACGAUAAUAGGGUUCUUAGGAUCUGCUUUCGGGACUGUGGGAGGUGUUGGUGGAGGUGGCAUUUUUGUCACCAUGCUUUCUCUUGUCAUUGGGUUUGAUCAAAAAUCUUCCACAGCAAUCUCUAAAUGUAUGAUUACGGGUGGAGCAGCAUCGACUGUUUUCUACAAUUUGAAGCAAAAACACCCAACACUUGACAUGCCAGUCAUCGAUUACGACUUGGCACUUCUUUUCCAGCCAGUGCUGGUGCUUGGAAUCAGCAUUGGAGUUGCCUUCAAUGUUAUUUUUGCUGAUUGGAUGAUCACAUCUUUUCACUUUGCUUAUCUGGGUGUAUAUAAAACAGGAAUUGCAAGCAAGGCAUUGUUAAAGGGGAUUGAAACAUGGAAAAAAGAAACCAUUAUCAAGAAGGAAUCUGCUAGACAAUCACAAUUAGAUGGCACUGAAAGGACUGAGGAAGUCGCAUAUGAACCUCUACCGCUAGGGCCAACAGCCCCAAAUGCAAGUAAUCACACAGCUCCUAAAAAAUUCAACGAAAAGGGAUCUCUUAUUGGGAAUAUUCGCUGGAAAGCACUUGGAAUGCUUUCCACAGUCUGGGUCCUUAUACUUGCAUGCGAGAUUGGAAAAAGUCACACAACAACUUGUUCAACGGAGUACUGGCUGCUUAAUCUAUUACAGGUUCCUGUGGCAUUAGGAGUGACAUCUUUUCAGGCCGUGCGUCUAUACAAAGGGAAGACAGUGAUAGCAUCGAAAGGAGAUCAACAAACACAAUGGCGAGCACACCAGUUAAUUCUGUAUUCUGCUUGUGGCAUAUGUGCUGGUAUGGUUGGUGGCUUGCUUGGUCUUGGUGGAGGUUUCAUUUUGGGACCCCUUUUCCUCGAGCUAGGAAUCCCUCCUCAGGUGUCAAGUGCUACAGCUACUUUUUCCAUGACUUUUUCUGCAUCUAUGUCAGUGGUGGAAUACUACCUUCUCCACCGUUUUCCCAUCCCUUAUACUCUUUACUUUGUGGCUGUAUCCACUUUCGCGGCCUUUGUUGGGCAAGUCUUGGUCAAAAAGCUGGUUGCAUUCUUAGGGAGAGCAUCACUCAUCAUUUUCAUCCUUUCUGGCACCAUUUAUGUCAGUGCAGUAUCACUAGGCAAGUCUCAUUAG